Rotaria sordida is the source of this 4083-nucleotide messenger RNA. The record is from the annotation of a GenBank genome assembly. Lineage: Eukaryota; Metazoa; Rotifera; Eurotatoria; Philodinida; Philodinidae.
AUGGAAGAUCGAGAUAGUAAAAAACCUUUUGUUAUACCUAAAACUCAUACAUCAGAUAAAGAUAUUAUCAUAUCUGAAAAAUCUGAUAGUCGUAAUGUAAUUGAAUUAUUUAAUGAUAUUAAAUCAUGUGCAUUAGAAGUUCAUUUUGAUUUUCGACAAAAUCAAUGUAAAUCUUGUGAUACAAUACGUAAUCAAAAAUUACAAAAAUUAUAUAAUGAAAAACGAAUUAAAAUGAAAAAAGAUCAAGAUCCUAUCGAACGUUUAGGUUUUCAUUUAAUUGCCUAUCGUGAUGUUGCAUUAAAUGUUGCUAAUAAUGGUCUUCAUUGUGAACAAUUAUCAUUUACAAUUGAAAAAUAUCUUGGUAAUCCUAAAGAUGGUGUUCAUUUAUCAAGACGUCCCGAUGUUCUUUUAACAUCAUCUGGUGCUCAAGGACUUUAUCGAUUUGGUUUACUUGUUUGUAAAAUUCUUUUGGGAAAAGGUUAUGCAACAAUACCAUCAGUGAAUAAUAAUCAAUUAUCAGCACAAUUACAUUAUGAUCAUCAUUUUUGUAAAAUUCAAUCGAUAAAUAAAGAACAACGUCAUAUUGAUGAUCUAUUAGCAGAUUCUUUCAUUUUUUGUUAUGAACAUGAAAAUCUUGAAACUGUUUCUCGUCCAUCACAAAUCUUACCCAUUGCUAUUCUAUGGUAUGAUCUAACAGAAAAAUUUUUACCUGAAUUAAUACCUACAAAUAUCAUUAAAAAUCUACCAAAUCAAGAAUCUCUACGUCGUAACGGAAAUCUUAAUAAUAAAAAAUUUGCAUUAAAAAAGAAAACAUCUAAUCAAUCAACUAAACCUAUUACUUCAUAUUCAAAUAAAUCCAUAGUAUCUCCACCAAUAUCUAAUUCUAUUAAUCGAGAAGAUUCUAUUCAAGAUACAACUAUAAAUGAAACAAUACAAAAUCCUACUUCAAUUGAAUCCUUAACAUCAUCAAAAACAAAAUAUCCUAAUCAUUUUAUGGUUCCAUAUAAUCGUUUAUAUUCAAGUCCGUCUCUACUUACAUCAUCAAAUACUGAACAACAACAACAACAACAACAACAACAACAGCAACAAAUAACAAAGUCUCGAGAUCCUCGUUUAUUACGAACAAAACGUGGACAAACAUUAAUAUCUUCAGAAACAAUUCCAUUAUCACAACAAAAUAUAGUGUAUGAACGAUCUCUAUCACAUAAUGUCGUAUCAAUAAAUUCAUUAAAAACUUCAUUAGAUGAACUAAUAUUAAUAACAAAAAGCUCUUCAUUAAUACAAAUUCCAUUAAAUUCUUCUAUAUCAUUAAUUGAUCCACGUUUAAAGACUCUUAAAAAUACACGAGACAUUUUUUAUCUUGAAUUACAAACUGUUAAACAUGCUAUACAACAACAAAAACGUCUUAAUCAUUAUUAUGAUACAAAAAAUGGUGUAACAUCUAAAACAAAUUAUACAAUUAUACCAUUUAUUAUACGACAAGUUUUAAAUGAUGAAUAUGAACGUUUAUUAAAUGAUGAUAAUAAUACAUAUAAAUUUCAUAAACAUUCCAAUGGUACUGAUUAUUCAUUAUUAUAUGUAUCAGUUAUUGAUUGUUUAAAUUUUGGUUUAAUAAAAUCAACAAUAAAUAAUCAAACAUAUAUUGAUUUAGAACAAUAUGAAAAUAAAUUAGCUUAUGAACAAAUUGAAAUAUCAAAUGAAUUAAUACAACGUGAAAAACAAUUAAAUUCACAGCAUAUACGUUUACGUUUACGUGAAAAACGACAAAGAAAAAUACAACAACAAAUAAAUGAAAAAAAAACUUCUGAUAAAUUAUCAAUAAUAAAUCCAUCAUCAUUACCAAAUUCAAAAUUAUAUAUAACAACUGGCAGACAAUUAUUAAAAGAACAUAAAUUAUCAACAAAAUCAUUCAAUACAUAUAUACCAUUAGAUUUAUUAGAUUUUUUUUCGCGAGAAUAUAAAAAUGAAAAUCGUCCUUAUGUUAAACAUCUUUUAGCUGAACUUGUUGGAAUAUUUAUUGAAAAAUAUCAUAUUGAACAUAAUCAAAUAGAAAGAAGUAGUGAACAAAAUCAAGAAGGUGAUCUUAGAUCAAUUAAAGAAUCCAUUCCCGAUGAUCAAACAAUCAAUUUUGUCAUUGACAUGGAUAUCGAUUCUCCAUCUUCUCAAGGAUUAUGUGAUCAUGAUGAACGUUUUCGAGUACCAACACCACCGCCACCAUUACCACCGCCAUUAACACUACCACCAUUACCAUCUAUGAAUGAAACAAAUUAUACUCAACCACUAACAUCUCUUAUAUUUACUGCUACAUUAUCCAAUGAAUCAAAUAAAAUUUUUGAUAAUUCAAAUUAUAGUGAUUCAUGUCAUAAAUCAAUUGAACAAUAUCAACAAAAUGAAAUCCUAUUAACAAAUUCACAUUUAAUACCAAAAUCUGAAUCAAUUAUUAUUCCAUCAGAAGAAACAGUUUUUAAAACAUGUUUAGGACAAUAUGAAUCAUUAUCAUCAUCAUCAUCAUCAAGUGAAAAUAGUCCUAUUGAUAAUAAUAAUUCAUCAUCUAUAAAUGACAAUACACAACAAGAAGAUUCAAAUCGAUCACGUGAUGAAUUUGUUCGAUUAUUAACACAAGAAGCGUAUAUAUCAAAAUCAUCAAGUCCAGAUAGAAAUCAAAAUAAUCAUAAACGUUCAUAUGAUUAUCAUCAUCAUCAUCAUCGAAGACGAUCAUUUGAUGAUAAUGACCAUACAAAAAAAUAUACAUCAUCAAAUUAUUCUAAUUCUAAUCAAUUUCAUUCACAUUCAUCAAAUAAUAAAACUCGACCCGUAAAAUCAUCACAUAAAAAAAUUUCUUCAACUCGAACAGUAACACUCGUUUCAAAACAAUCAAAUGAUAAUCAACAACAUAUUGAAACGUUAAAAGAUAAUAAUCAAAAUGAUUUACCAGAUGAACAACCACCGAUUAAACGUAUGAAAAUUGAUUCACAUUCUCCAUCAUCAUCAUCAUCAAAUACAAUAAUUAAAAUUGAAAAUACAGAUGAAACAAUUGAAAAAGAUUUAAGUCUUAAAUCUAUAGUAACUAUUCCAACAACUAAUAAUGAUCAUGAUUAUCGACGUGAUAUUCAAGAAAAACGACGAACAACUUCCAAUUCUAACCAAACAAUAACAGAUAAUUCAACAAACAAAUCUUCACGUUCACGUUCAAAAUCAAAAGAUCGACGACAACGACGAUCAUCAACAAAUUCACAUAGUUCAUCAAUAAAAGAUUUUAAAAUACUAUCAAAAUCAAAAACUUAUUUACAAUCAUCAAGACCAUCAAAUGAUAAUUAUCGUCGACAUCAACAAAUUAAAUCACGAGAUGAACAUCAAUAUGAACGAAAACAACCAUCUAAUCUAUUAAAUCGUCAACAUAAACAAUAUAAAAAUCAAUUAUCAAAUCGAUAUGAUAAUAAUAAUAUAUUUAAUGAAACAUCUUAUCGAAAUUCUUCAUCAUCAACAUAUCAUCAACGAAAUUUAAAUGAUUUAAUGAUAUCUGAUAAUUUACAAAAUCUUCAACAACGACAACCUAUACGACAUAAAAGAUUUAAUUAUAAUCAUCAAUCUGUUGCUGAUCAUCCACGUUUUUCAAAUCCGAAUAUUCUAUCUCCUCCAAAACCACUAAUGGAUUUUCAUUAUCCGAAAUCAUCAACACAUAAUCGUAGUUCUUCACCGGUGACAAUGCAAGAUCGAAAUCUUGAUUCAUUAUAUUAUCAAAAUAAUUAUAUUGAUCAAAUUGAAUCAACAAGAAAAAAUUAUUCGAAUUCUUAUGAUUUAAAAGAAUCAAAUACAAUAAAAUGUUUACAAAAAUUUCUUGAAAAUAACACAAAUGAAUCAGUUCUACAACAACAAAUGGAUUAUUCGAUAAAUGAACAAGUUAAAUAUUCAUCUUCAAUAACAAAUAAUGAUAAUUCACAUUGGUCUUCUUCAAAAACAAUAUCUGAUACAAUUGUGCAAAAUAAUAAUAAUAAUAAUAAUAAUAAUAAUAAUAAUAAUCAAAGAUUUACUUAUAGUGAUGCUGAAAAAUUAUUAGCUAUGGUGCAACGAUUGCGUAAUUAA